AUGUCUCCUAAAGUCUGGCUCAUCACAGGCUGCUCCUCCGGCUUCGGCGGCGCCCUUGUCCAAGAAGCCCUCUCGCGCGGCGACGCCGUCAUCGCCACGGCCCGCAACCCAGCCAAACUCUCCAACCUCGCCGCCGCCGGCGCGUCAACGCUAGCACUCGACGUCACGGCUCCGCUCCCUACGCUCAAGGAGAUCGCGUCCCAGGCCUUCGCGAUCCACAACCGCAUCGACUACCUCGUCAACAACGCCGGAUACAGCCAGACGGGCGGCCUCGAGGAAAUCACGCCCGAGGAGACGCAGGCGCAGUUCGACACCAACGUCUUUGGGCUGUUGAACGUGACGCGCGCGGUCCUGCCGUAUAUGCGCAAGGCGCGCAGCGGUGUCAUCGCCAACAUCUCCAGCGUCGGCGCGUGGAACCGGUACGCCGGUGUGGGGCUGUACUGCGCGUCCAAGUGGGCGGUGAGCGGCCUAAGCGAGAGCAUGAAUCUGGAGCUCAAGGAGUUUGGAAUCAAGGUGUGCACGGUUGAGCCCGGGUAUUUCCGCAGCAAUUUCCUGGGCUCCGAUGCGAAGAAGGACAGGAGCGGGUUGAUUGAAGAUUAUGAGGGCACGCAGGUGCGUAAAGGCGAGGCAUUGAUGGAGGCCUAUAACGGCAAACAGCCGGGGGAUAUUAAGAAGGGGGCGAAGGUCAUUGUGGAUACGUUGACGGAGAAGACGGGCCAGCCGGUGCCAUUGCGCUUGGUGAUUGGAAAGGAUGCGUGGCAAAGUAUCCGUGGCAAGUGUGAGGAGGUCAUCGCGGUCUUGGACGAGUCGAAGGAGGUGAGCUGGAGCACUGAUCUCGAUAAUCCCUGA
Molecule: messenger RNA, 849 nt
Organism: Cyphellophora europaea CBS 101466
Lineage: Eukaryota; Fungi; Ascomycota; Eurotiomycetes; Chaetothyriales; Cyphellophoraceae
Exons: 1
Coding region: 1-849 (282 amino acids)
Source: RefSeq, a predicted model, not a curated record